AUGUCAUAUUCUCUUUAUAAACGAUCAGCUGAAAGACAAUCUCAACAAUACAAUCUAGCUGACGAAGAGAAUCCUUUUUUGACUUCUACUCCGUCUUCUGCCAACAUUCCAAGUAUAUUUAACGACUGUUUACCAGAUAGUCAAUUUGAAACUAGCGACCGUCCUUUUAAGAGAACUAAGGUGGAAAAUGAUUUUUUCGCAAGAGACUUUAGUCCAUUCACCCCUUCAAGAAACACUACUAACUUUAUUCCAGAACUUAAGGGAUUACAAGAUUCAAUAUUCUCCCAAGGAUCAUUUAAUACUACAUCCCCGAAAUUAGUCAAUGAUUUAACGGAAUCUCGUCUCAAAAUCACUGCUCUUGAGCACACUAAAAAUGAUUUUGAAAGAAAGAUCGCUAGAUUAGAGACUAAUAAACAGAGUAUGGAACUUCAAAUUAAGGAAUUAAAUUUGUCUAUCGAGAAAUCGAAAAGCGAUUGCAAGUUCUUUCAUGAUCGUGAGUUGGAAACAUCGAAAAAAUUAGAGCGUUUAGAGGCGGAGUACUCGUUGAAUAAGCAAAAUUAUGCUCGUGAAUCAAAUAAGCUCAGAAACGAAAUUUCCAAAUUAACACAACAAUUACAAAAUGUUCAGAAUGAUAGAAGAACAAAGGAAAGUGAAUAUCAGCGAACGAUUGAGGCAUUAAAUUCAGAAAAAAAAAUUUUAGAUCAUAAACUUGAAAAUCAAAAUGAACAGAGACAGUGCGAAAUAUCUGUUUCUCGACAGGCACUUUUGAACCAAGCUCAGGCGCAAUUAGCUGAGACUCAACAAAAGUUGCAGGAGGAAUUUAAUAUAUCAACUCAAUUAGGUGACAUACCAAAUCUGAAAAAACUUAAUCAAGAACAAUCAGAACGCAUACGGAAUUUGGAAAAAAAUAAUUUAGAACUUACCUCAGAAUUGAAACGUUUGAGAGAUUUAUCUCCAAGCAUUCAAAUACUCGAUGAAAAAGUGAAAUCUUAUGAACAUCAACUUUCUAAUUUGAAUUCACUUCGUCGUCAAGCCGCAGAAUUAGAAGCCGAAAACAUUAUGCUGAAAAGGGAAAAAGUUGAAUGGACAAGUUAUCUCGAUAAAGAAAAAGAUAUAAUCAAUGUAAAUUCGGCUUAUAAUCUAUGUAAAGAACUUGCAUCAAGAAGAAUUGAAAUCGAAAUGUUACAAGAAAGAGGACGUAAUUUGGAGGAACAAAUUAAAAGCAAAGAUAUAGUGAUAUCUGAAUGUGAAAGCAAAAUUAUGCAGUUGGACAAAAGAUGCAAGGCCACGGAAUAUAAAUUUUCUAAUGAACUUGAAGCAUCUAAAAAGACCAAAAACUUACUUCAAAUGGAAGUUGAGAUGCUUACGAGAACCUUGAAAUCAUAUGAUGACGAAGAGAAGCAUUUGAAAACUGGUAAUUAUGAUAGUCAAAAAUCCGAGCACAUCCAAGUUCUGGAAAAGAUGCUCUCAGAAUACAAAAAAGAAUUGGAAAUUACACUUGAAACUGUAAAAGUUGAAAAAACAGAAUCCCAUAAUUCAACCGAAACGGGCUUUCAUUCAGCUCAAAUACUUCAACGAAAUGAAGAAUUACAAUCAAUUAACUUUACCUUGGAGAAUAAAAAUGCUAAUUUAAAAAAAGAGAUAUUUUCUUUGCAAAAUCAAAUUUCUGUUCUUGAACAGGAUGAGUUGAAAAUUCAUUCAGCUGAAUUGAUAAAGCAAAAUGAACUUUUACAAGAAACAAUUAAGGAACUUAAAAAUGAAAACUCUUCAUUGAAGAAAGAAGUUUCAUCGCUUGACCAACAAGUUGUUUCUUUGCAACAUGCUGUUGGAAGAGGUGAAUAUAAUCAGGAAUGUACAAAACUUCUUGAAAUGAAAGAAAAUCCAUCAACAACUGAUUAUGCUAUUCGACGAAGUGCUUUACAAGCAUUGAAAACUGAAAAUCAGCAGUUACUUGAAAGAUUAAAAAGUCAUCUAAAACACGAUAAAGAACUUGAAGAGGAUUAUGACGAAAAUAAUGUUAUACCAAUUCAGAGUUUUUUCAAUUUGGAAGGAGAAAAUAACCAACUUAUAGAACAAAUAGCGAAGAAAGAAAUACGUAUUACAAGACUAUUAGAGGCAUGGAAGGCAAAAGCUCAAGAAUUUAGGGAAGCUAUAUACAGUCUUUUAGGUUACAAAUUAGAAUUUCUUGAGAAUGGUAGAGUUCGAUUAACAUCUAUGUAUUCCGAACAAGAUGAUCAUUCUUUUGUUUUUACUUCAGAUGAUGAUGAUUGUGGGACUAUGCAAUUGAUUGGAGGAGGGAAUACCGAAUAUAUCAAAAGCCUAGAUAGUCUGAUUAAAUAUUGGGUGGUUGAACGUAAUUCUAUUCCUUGUUUUUUGAGUAGUUUAACAAUUAAAUUAUUCGAAAGUACGACAUUUGGACCUGUAGGAAGAGAUUUGGAUAUGAGUAUUAAUAGUACCUUAAAUCUUAUGACGAACGAUAAUUUAGUGCCCGAAUAA
This is a messenger RNA of Diversispora eburnea, 2496 nucleotides long. The record is from the annotation of a GenBank genome assembly. NCBI's taxonomy places the organism in Eukaryota, Fungi, Glomeromycota, Glomeromycetes, Diversisporales, Diversisporaceae.